CAAGAUAAAUUUUAGGAGCAGAGGGGUCAAACGCCAAUAAUCAAUAAAUUUAUUUGUAGCAUUUUCUUUUUGCGUUUCAUCUUACAGUCAUCUAUCUCUUCUUGAAGGACAAGAAAUCAUCCCCAAUUUUCAAAUCGUCCUUCCAAAACCCUAUAAUUUGAUUUGAUCUGGUUCUACGGAGUUUAUUCAUUAUUGUAAACCUCGCCACCGAUCAAUGUACAUUAAGGAACUCUAAGCCGGAAAGAUUGGUUCAUCUAUUCGCAUGAUAAACAAAAAUUUCAGGUGAGGUGACAGCUUCUGUAAGGGGAUAAGAUGGUGAAGCUGACAAUGAUUGCUCGUGUGACUGAUGGGCUUCCACUAGCUGAAGGACUUGAUGAUGGGCGUGAUAUGCAAGAUGCAGAGUUUUACAAACAGCAAGUUAAAGCUUUGUUCAAGAACCUUUCAAGAGGACACAAUGAAGCCUCUCGGAUGUCUGUUGAAACUGGCCCUUACAUUUUCCACUAUAUUAUUGAAGGGCGAGUAUGUUAUUUGACAAUGUGUGAUCGUGCUUACCCAAAGAAGCUGGCUUUCCAAUACCUUGAAGAUCUCAAGAAUGAAUUUGAGCGUGGUUAUGCCAAUCAAAUCGAAACUGCAGCAAGACCUUACGCUUUUAUAAAAUUUGAUACGUUUAUACAGAGGACCAAGAAAUUGUACCAGGACACCAGAACUCAAAGGAAUAUUUCAAAGCUGAAUGAUGAACUUUAUGAAGUACACCAGAUCAUGACACGUAAUGUUCAGGAAGUUCUUGGUGUUGGUGAAAAAUUGGACCAGGUGAGUCAAAUGUCGAGCCGAUUAACCUCAGAAUCUCGGAUCUAUGCUGAGAAAGCAAGAGAUUUAAAUCGACAGGCAUUGAUCAAGAAAUAUGCUCCUUUUGCAAUUGUGGUUGGGGUAGUUAUUAUACUCUUCUGGGCCAAAAACAAGAUAUGGGGGCCCAAGUUACUUAAUAACUUUGAGUUUAGAUUAUAUGGAGGCUGUUGUGUUUUGGCACCCAAAUGUUGUAGGUAA
This is a messenger RNA of Lactuca virosa, 1044 nucleotides long. NCBI's taxonomy places the organism in Eukaryota, Viridiplantae, Streptophyta, Magnoliopsida, Asterales, Asteraceae. The record is from the annotation of a GenBank genome assembly.